AUGAACGUCCACAAUUCUACCUUGGUAGAAACCACUGGGGAUAAGCCUCCAGCAGUGGAAGAUAUAAAAGAGCCCAAGGAACCGCUCCUACCCUUGAGUGAAGACUUCCUCCUUAAUGCUUUGUCCAAGGACUUCACCGUUCCUCCAAACACUUCAUCUCUUCAAUUUGAAGGUGCUAAACUUCCGGCUGUCAUCUCUGAAGUAGUUUCCCAAACCCCAGCUCCAACCACCCACUGUGCAGGUCCACCCCCUGACACUCUGCAGAGUGAUGACAAAGAACUUGACGAUGCCCUGGAUCAACUUUCUGACAGUCUCGGGCAAAGACAGCCUGACCCAGAUGGGAACAGACCCCUAGAGGAUAAAGUCAAGGAAAAAGCGAAAGCUGAGCACAGAGGCAAACUGGGAGAAAGGGAUGACACCAUCCCACCUGAAUAUCGACAUCUCUUGGAUGAUAACGAUGAGGGCAAAUCAGCGACACCACCUACAAAGAAACCUGAGGCAUCAAAGAAACCUGCAGAUGCCCAAGACCUCAUUGAUGCCCUCUCAGGGGACUUUGACAGCUGUCCCUCAACUACGGAAACCUCAGAGAACACAGCAAAGGACAAAGACCAGAAAACUGCUUCCAGCUCCAAAACACCCAAGAAUGGGGAUAAAGCAGAGGAUUCUGCAAAGGCAAAGGAGGAAAGUUCCAAGCGAAAAGCUGAUGGAAAAAGUGCAAAUUAAAGUUCAC
Molecule: messenger RNA, 730 nt
Organism: Physeter macrocephalus (sperm whale)
Lineage: Eukaryota; Metazoa; Chordata; Mammalia; Artiodactyla; Physeteridae
Product: calpastatin-like
Exons: 2
Coding region: 1-723 (240 amino acids)
Cellular component (GO): cytoplasm
Molecular function (GO): calcium-dependent cysteine-type endopeptidase inhibitor activity
Source: RefSeq, a predicted model, not a curated record